Messenger RNA from Hansenula anomala, 705 nucleotides. It is a transcript of the gene RPE1, whose product is annotated as ribulose-phosphate 3-epimerase RPE1. The record is from RefSeq and is a predicted model, not a curated record. Gene Ontology annotation, molecular function: D-ribulose-phosphate 3-epimerase activity; metal ion binding. Gene Ontology annotation, cellular component: cytosol. The coding region runs from base 1 to 705 and encodes 234 amino acids. The transcript has a single exon. Gene Ontology annotation, biological process: carbohydrate metabolic process; pentose-phosphate shunt; pentose-phosphate shunt, non-oxidative branch. NCBI's taxonomy places the organism in Eukaryota, Fungi, Ascomycota, Saccharomycetes, Phaffomycetales, Wickerhamomycetaceae.
AUGGUCAAAUCAAUUAUUGCCCCAUCCAUCUUAGCAAGUGAUUUUUCAAACUUGGGAUGUGAAUGUCAUAAAGUAUUAGGUGCCAAAGCUGACUGGCUACAUAUAGAUGUUAUGGAUGGACAUUUUGUUCCAAAUAUUACAUUAGGUCCUCCAAUUGUUGAUAGUUUAAGAAAAACCAUACCAAGGGGUGAUGGUGUUACAAAGCCAAAAGCCUUCUUUGAUUGUCAUAUGAUGGUUGCUGAACCUGAAAAAUGGGUUGAAGAAUUUGUUAAAGUUGGUGCUGAUCAAUUUACUUUCCAUUAUGAAGCUACAAAAGAUCCAUUAGGACUAGUUAAAUUGAUUAAAAGUCAUGGUAUUAGAGCUGCUUGUGCUAUCAAACCAGGUACUCCUGUUGAUGUUUUGUUUGAAUUAGCUCCAUAUUUAGAUAUGGCCUUAGUUAUGACUGUUGAACCUGGUUUUGGUGGUCAAAAAUUCAUGGCUGAUAUGAUGCCAAAAGUUCAAACACUUAGAGAAAAGUUCCCAAAUUUGGAUAUUCAAGUUGAUGGUGGUUUAGGUAAAGCUACUAUUCCAGCUGCUGCAGAAGCCGGUGCAAAUGUUAUCGUUGCUGGUACUUCUGUCUUUACUGCUGAAGACCCAGCUGAAACUAUCAAGUUUUUAAGAGAUGCUGUUGAUGUUCAAUUAAAAGCUAGAGGAUUAGAUAAAUGA